UUGAAAUCAAGUUACAGUGUGUUUACUCGAUGCAAGCGGCAAUUAUUUUUUAGUGGGUUUCGCAUUGUUUAAUCACAGUCUAUUGAGACAGUGAUAGUAAAAUGGAGGACGAUAAUAAUUUGUACCAUAAACUGAAGAAAUUUGCCAAGAUCAAUGAACAUUUUCGGAAAGAGUUUGAGUUGUCUGAAACGAAUACUACUUUGAGUAGGUCUAGUAGAAAUAGAUCUCUUCUAAAUUACAUUGCUACUGAAUUAUUACAUGUUGCACAAUAUUUUAAUGAGAUUGUAACACUAUUUUCAAAGGAGCUGCCCAUUUUGUUAAAUAUUGUGAUUCACAACAAUAUUUCAGAAAAUUUUGAUUAUGAAAAACAUGUUUUAACUUGUUUUGUGCUCAGUAAAAUUGUCCAAAAACGUGGUGACUUGGCCAGUUACACACUAAAAUAUUUUGAAAAACAUCCAUCUCCUUUUGAAGAUAAGUCUCAUAAUACACCAAAAAAACGAAAAAUUGCUAAAACAAUGCUUGUUAAUGAGUUGGAAUUAAUUGAAGUAGAAAGUACAUACCAUAUUUUAAAAACAAAUCCAGACCAUUUUAGAAAUGUCUGGAGUUGGUGUUAUUUUUUAAAUAAAUUUGUGACCAAUACAGAUAGUCGAGUAAAAUGGGUUGUUUGUCAUAUUUUGUCUAUCUUGUUUGGAUUCAGUGAAAACCAACUUGAAAGACUAAUAAAAUCACAUAUGAAUGAAGGUUUGGCCAGAGAAUACCUGUGUACUUUUAAUCUAAACUCAUCACUUAUCAAUGUGACACCAACUACUUUAAUAGACAAACAUCCACAAAUUUCAUCAUUACCUAAAGUCUUGGAUGUUGAUAAUAUUGUAAAUAUCUGUGGAAUUUAUCUACCAACUUGUGGAAGACCCAUAGAAACUGAAUAUUUGUUAGAAGUAAAAUCAACAACAAAAAACUUGAGAAAAAUUGCCCUGGGAUUGACUUCCAAUAAAGCCAUUUGCCUACAAGGUCCAGUAGGAAGUGGUAAAACUAGUUUAGUAGAAUAUUUAGCAUCGAAAACUGGACGAAUAAUCGGAAAAAAUUUUGUCAAAGUUCAAUUAGGGGACCAAACUGACAGUAAAAUGUUACUGGGGACUUAUAGAUGUACAGAUAUUCCAGGAGAAUUUGUAUGGCAACCAGGAGUGUUAACUCAGGCUGUUGUGGAAGGAAACUGGUUGCUUCUAGAAGAUAUUGAUUCUGCUAGCAUGGAUAUAGCAUCAGUUUUAACUAGUUUAUUAGAAAAUCAUUGUUUAACUGUACCUGGAUACAAAGAUUCUGUACCUGUAGAUCCCAAAUUCCAACUAUUUGUUACUCAAAGACUAGUCACAACAAUUACUGGUCAUCACAAAAAACACUCCAAUGCCAUGUCUUUGUUGGACAAGCAUUUGCUGCAAAUUAAUAUUGAUCCCCUCUCUACAGAGGAUUUGACUGAAAUUCUUCUCACUCGCUACUCACAAUUCAGUACCAUCACAGACCGUAUGAUCAACGUUUUCCAACUUUUCAAUCAAACUUCUUCAGACAAAAAGAUGAUGACACUUCCUAAAAGUGGCAGAUUGAUUUCGACGCGAGACUUUUUCAAGUGGUGUUCAAGAGCCAUAAUCGAUUUUGAAGUGAGCAGCCAAACUAGUGCCUUGAAAGUUUUACAGGAUGCCAUAGAUGUUUUCUGUUGUUCAUAUGCUGACUCUGAAGAAGCAUUAAAAUUGGCAAUUGAAAUUAGUACAAAUUUGAGUAUUAUUAAUCAAAAAGCUGAAUACUUCUUUAAAGCGUACAAGCCUGAUAUGCAGUUGACAGCUGGUAAUUUAGUAGCAGGGCGUGCGUCUAUGAAAAGGGAGGUCAAUUUGUAUAGCAAACAGACCAAAUUCUCUUUUACAAGACCUUCAGCAGUUUUAUUAGAACGUAUCAUGUGCUGUAUUAAUUUACAAGAACCGGUACUUUUGGUCGGCGAAACAGGUACAGGAAAAACGUCUUCAAUCCAGUUCCUGGCUAAUACAGUUGGACAAAAGUUGGUGGUGAUCAACAUGAAUCAGCAGUCAGACUCAGCAGAUUUGUUAGGCGGAUAUAAACCUGUGGAUUUCAAGUUUAUUAUUGCGCCAAUCCGACGAGAGUUCGAAUCUAUAUUCUGUGACUACUUCAAGGUGGAACCUAAUAAGAAAUAUCUCAGUAACAUCGCAAUGUGCUUCAACACACAUAGGUGGAAUGAUUUAUUGAAGCUUAUGAUGCAAAGUUAUGAUGCUGCCAUAAAACGUUUAGGAGUGGCCAUUGUGGAAUCGAAUGAGAAGCGUGAUUCGAAAAAGUUUCAAAAGGAAGAGAAAUUCUUGGAACGUUGGAAUAUUAUUGGUGAAAAAUUGCAGAAACUGAGUGUUCAAUUAAAACAACAAAAUUCGUUGGCGUUCGCAUUUAUCGAAGGUAGUUUGGUGAAGGCUGUUGAGAAUGGAUAUUGGGUGCUCUUGGACGAGAUAAAUCUGGCAAAUGCGGAGACUUUGGAAUGUCUUUCAGGAUUAUUGGAAGGAUCGCGAGGAUCUCUAUGUCUUUUGGAAAGGGGAGAUAAGCAACCCGUUACGAGACACAGGAAUUUCACCCUAUUUGCUUGCAUGAAUCCUUCCACUGACGUGGGGAAGAAAGACUUACCUCCAGGAUUAAGGAAUCGUUUCACUGAGUUUUAUGUGCACGAACUGACCGAGAAGUCUGAUCUUUUGCUUCUCGUUGAUAAUUAUCUUCAGGCUAUGUCAUUAAAGGACAAAGAUCUAAACAUGAUUGUAGACUUUUAUUUAAAAGUUAGAAAAGAAACCAUUACUAGUUUGUCUGAUGGUCUAGGACACAAACCACACUAUUCCCUGAGAUCUCUGUGUCGAGCUUUGAUGAUAGCUUCAAGCAACCCAUGUGGUAUAUUCAAAAGAAGUCUUUAUGAAGCCUUUUGUUUGGGAUUUUUGACCCAACUUGAUUCCACUUCAUAUAAUAUAGUUCAGAAAAUGAUUACAAGUUACAUACUUGGUGAUGAAAAGGCAGUAAAAGCAAUAAUGAAACAACCAAUUCCUGAACCACAAGAUGGUGAAAAAUACCUACAAUUUGAAGGCUAUUGGGUACACAAAGGUUCUUUAGAGCCUAACCCACCAGAAGAAUACAUAUUAACCGAUUCCGUCAGACGUAACCUAAAAGAUUUGGUGCGAGUCGUCUCCAUAGGGAAACUACCCGUUCUAUUACAAGGUGACACUUCCGUCGGAAAAACAAGUUUGAUCACAUACCUGGCUAAAUCUAGCGGUAAUAAGUGUGUGAGAAUCAACAACCACGAACACACUGACUUGCAGGAAUAUAUCGGUUCGUAUGUGGCUGACGCCAGCGGAAAACUUGUGUUCCGCGAAGGACUUUUGGUGGAAGCAAUGCGAAAGGGGCAUUGGAUAAUCCUGGACGAAUUGAAUUUAGCCCCUACCGAUGUUUUAGAAGCGUUGAACAGAGUUUUGGAUGAUAACCGGGAGUUGUUCAUACCCGAGACUCAGGAAACUGUUAAAGCUAAUCCCAACUUCAUGUUAUUUGCCACACAAAAUCCACCAGGCUCUUAUGGUGGUAGAAAAAUGUUGUCCAGGGCCUUCAGAAAUCGUUUCGUUGAGCUGCACUUCAAUGAAAUUCCCUCACCAGAGUUGGAAUUUAUAUUACACAAAAGAUGUCAAAUGCCGCCUUCUUACGCUAAGAAGAUGAUCAAUGUAAUGACAGAACUACAGGUCAGAAGGAAAGGUUCAGCAGCAUUUGCAGGUAAGCAAGGGUUCAUGACCCUCAGAGAUUUGUUCAGAUGGGGUGAGAGAUACAGAUUAGCCCCCAAAAUUGAGAAAUUGUACGAUUGGGAUCAACAUUUAGCUGACGAGGGUUACCUCGUAUUAGCUGGAAAAGUGAGAAGAGUUGAGGAAAAAAAAGAAAUCAUUACUGUUUUGGAGAAACACCUGAAAAGAAAAGUUAAUCCAGAACACUUGUUUACUUUAUCCAACAAAUGUUCGACGAUCACCAAACAUAUUCUGGAAAAAAUAGAACGUAACAAAAGUAAAAACAAAAAUAUCGUUUGGACCUUUAACAUGAGACAACUUGCUGUGUUGGUAUCUAAGGCGUUGGAGUUCAAAGAACCCGUACUUUUGGUCGGUGAAACUGGAGGCGGUAAAACUACAAUCUGUCAACUAAUAGCUGAAGGAAACAAACAAGAACUGCUAACUGUUAAUUGCCACAUGCACACGGAAAGCAGCGAUUUUAUUGGCGGUUUGAGACCAGUUAGAGACCACUCUGAGGACACCAAUAAACUGUUUGAAUGGGUCGACGGACCUUUAGUCCAGGCCAUGGUUAAAGGAAAUAUCUUCUUGGCUGAUGAAAUAUCACUGGCUGAUGAUAGUGUGUUAGAAAGGCUGAACUCCCUCCUAGAGCCUGAACGUUCUCUGUUACUGGCCGAAAAGGGCAUCGAUUUAAAUAACAGCAAGAAUUCGGAACUGUUGGUGGCCCACUCCAAUUUCCACUUUAUUGGAACCAUGAACCCAGGCGGUGACUUUGGUAAAAAGGAAUUGUCGCCGGCUUUGAGGAACAGAUUCACUGAAAUUUGGUGUGAGUCGUGCACCGAUAAAGACGAUUUAAUAUCCAUAAUCGAGCAUAAUGUUAAACCUGGCAUUUCCUUUGGUGGCCAACAAGACAAACUUAGUGGAAUUGGUAAAAACAUUAUGGGCUUCGUUGAAUGGUUCCAAAGUACCGAACUUGGAAAAAAAUUUACCAUCAGUAUUCGUGACAUUUUAACUUGGGUCAACUUUAUAAACGCAUGUGUUGAAAAAAUUGACUUGUCAGAUGCUUAUAUACACGGGGCUUUCUUGACAUUUUUGGACAGCUUAGGUUCAGGAGCAACAAGUACAGAAAACCUAAGAAAUCUGGAAAUAUUCAGAAAACAAUGCGAGUCUUUCUUAUGGAAACAGAUAGAGACGUCAGCAAAAAUAAAACCUAGACCUUUCAAUAAAUUGGCCAUGGAAAUAACUGAUAAGACCUUUGGUAUUAAACCUUUCUACAUAAAUAAGGGUCCUUAUAUUGAUUGUAAAGAACAUUUCUCCUUCAAUGCCCCAACAACAAUGUUCAACACCUUGCGUUUGAUUAGAGGAAUGCAAUUGAACAAGGCCAUACUUCUGGAAGGAAGUCCUGGCGUCGGCAAAACUAGUCUAGUUACUGCCUUAGCCAAACACACUGGCCACAAAAUCUUCAGAGUCAACCUGUCAGACCAAACUGACAUUUCCGACUUGUUUGGGGCUGACUUACCGAUUGAAGGUGGCGUUGGUGGUCAGUUCUCUUGGAGGGACGGCCCUCUGUUACAGGCCCUGAAACAAGGCGACUGGGUUCUGUUAGACGAGCUGAAUUUAGCCUCGCAGUCCGUUUUGGAAGGUUUGAACGCGUGCUUCGAUCACAGAGGAGAAGUCUUCAUACCGGAAUUGGGGAAAACGUUCCAUAUUAAACCCGGCACAAGAUUUUUUGGAUGCCAGAAUCCGUUGAAGCAAGGCGGAUCACGUAGGGGUCUGCCUAAGUCGUUCUUGAACAGGUUUAUUCAAGUUUACGUUAAUUCGUUGACGGAGGAGGACUUGAAGUUCAUUUUGGAGAACCAAUUCCAAAAUAUUCCUAAGGAAACGUUGUCGCUGAUGUUGGAGUUUAAUUCGAAAGUAGUCCGGGAAUUGGAAAGUCACACGUUCGGUCACAAAGGAGCCCCUUGGGAGUGUAAUCUUAGAGACUUAACUAGGUGGUGUGAAGCUGUUUUGUUCAGCUAUGAGAAAAAUCCUUGUGAAAACAAGCAAUUCCAGCCUGAAAGUUUGGUGAAUUUAAUUUACGGUGACAGGAUGAGGACCGUCAGUGACAAGAACAAAAUUGUCGAAAUAUUCGAAAGUGUUUUCGGUCGGAAGGUCUCGAAAAAUGAUCCGGUUUUAUACGUUAAUAAAGAGUCGGUGUACUUAGGCGAAGUAUCGAUCAGUCGCGAUAAGGAAAAUUUCAAUUACAACAUGUGGAAACAGGACAAUACUUGUCUAGUGCUGCGCUCACAAUUGGCUACUUUGAGGAGUCUGGCCUAUUGUGUAAACUUGGGAUGGAUGUCGAUAUUGGUGGGCAACUCUGGAUGUGGCAAAAGCAGUGUCGUGAAAACGUUGUCCAAUUUGUGCGGGAAAUGCUUGAAAACUUUGCCAGUGACGUCUGCGAUGGACACCACAGAUAUACUAGGCGGUUUUGAACAGACUGACUACAGUAGGCAUUUGGAUGAAAUAACUAGAGCCACCGAAAGAUUAGUGAUGGAGACGAUGCAAGAACUUUUGAUUGCCGGAAAAACCAAGAAUAUUUUAGGACUGUUUAAUGUGUGGGAGUCCUUUAAGGAAGUGGAUGAAACAACCAACACCACCAUGGAAGAAGAGGCCAAACUCUUUGUGAGAAAAGUAUCAAAACUCGAAAGUGUCUGGGAUAAACUGGACGAAAUAACUUACAAAGGGAAAUCGACCACCAUCAAACAUUUGAGGCAAAAAGGAGCUACGAUAAGCACCUGUGUGAAGAAAGAAGGCUCAUUGAACGCCGGUGGAAAAUUCGAAUGGGUUGACUCAAUGCUCACAAAGUGCCUACAAGAUGGAAGCUGGCUGCUCAUAGACAAUGUAAAUCUGUGUAGUGCUGCCGUUUUGGACAGACUGAACGCCCUCCUUGAACCUAACGGAGUGUUGACUAUAGCGGAAAGAGGUGUGGAUAGUGAGGGCCGAAUGGUUCAAAUUAAACCUCAUAAGGACUUCAGACUUUUCCUCACAAUGGAUCCUAAGAAUGGUGAAAUAUCCAGAGCUAUGAGGAACAGAGGCAUAGAAAUAUACAUGUUAAACGAUGACAAGCCAAUAACGGAAGAUCUAUUGGAUCUAAAAAGUUUAAUAAGUCUUAAAGGUCUAAAAGUGCCACAAUUACUAGAAUUUCUCAUAAAGGUGCACCAAGCAGUUAGUAAUUUAAUACUAGGUGAAAAACCUACUAUCAACGAAAUUCUGCAAUCCUCCUUCCUCAUUUCCCAACAACUCAAUUAUGGAGUUGUUGAUUAUGUGGAUGUAAUCCUUGAGGUUUAUUACAAAAGCAGGUCGUCUGUGGAAUUCGACUCCAGUGAUCCAGUUGCAGAAAUUACUAGCCUAGUAAAAUCUACCUUAAAAGACGUGAACAGUAUCCAUUCUGAGGGUGAACUAAAUAGUAUUUUCAAUGACAAUAUCACCUUGAGAACUGAAGAGUUGCAAAUUAUUUCAGACAUAGCUAAAGUAAAACAACAAUCAGCGGUACUUCAAAGCCUUAUUCCAUUCAGAAGCACUGACCGCAUUGAAAACAUAUUCCGUUGUGCCCUUGCUAAUGCCUACGGUAUUGCAAGCACUGAAGAUCUGGAAAUUCGUCAUUUAUAUUUGAAAAACCUUUUAAGUAGAAAGGAUGAUCAAACUUUGAUAAGUAACUUCAAAUUGCUUCUAGCAAACGCUUUUGGAUACACUAAGUUACCCUUAGAUCCCCGAUGGGUACCAGAUAUUUCGUUCAAAGAAAAGAUAAUUGAGAAAGGAAACAACCUUAAUUUGAGUUUACAAACAGCAAUACAAUAUCAUGCAGAAAAACUACGUCAAAGCGAGUACAAAGCGGAGAUGAAAAAGAGUAAGAAACUCAGCCUCUACGACUACAUGAUUGAACGACAAAAAGGACAUGUGCAAGAUAAAUUCGAAAAUGUAGUUGUGAACGAAUUUAUAGAAUUAUUAAAGGAAUUUGAUGACCACUUGGGUAACUUAUUCUUAAGGGCAACUUUAACUGACGAAAACGUUAUUGAAAUUAUGUACUUGCUUACCUGGAGAUUCUUGUUCUUUGAUUGCAGUUUGAAGAACAUUAAAAACGUCUCAGCCACGGAUACGUAUAAUAUACUUACCAACUUAACGGUUCAUUAUACGUGGUUCUUCAAACACUCCUUACAGAAAAUUAGCACAAUUACAAAUGUUAAUCUAACCGAUAACUUAGAUGGGAUUGUCCAAAAAAUCAACAGAAAAUUAUCCAAACACUUCACUGUUCUUAAUAAAAUAUCAAAAAGCUUCCGCAAACACAAUAGCAGACCUCCUCCACUAAUUAACGAACAUCAAGUGGAAGUUAUUCCAGAUUACAACAACAUCGUCGAUAAGUAUAAUAUUUGUGACAGAAGAAACGACGCAAUCAAAAUACUAUCGAUACUUGACAAAGAUUCAGAAUUUAAGAAAGCUCUAAUAGACUUAAAAGAGAAAUUAAACUUUGACUUUACCGAUUUAUCAAAGGAUAUAACUUUGGUAAAAUCCCUCCAUGAAAAAUAUGAGGAAUUCAGCCCCGAAGAACUAUCUAAAUUUGCACUAGAGAUACUGCCCCUAAAGGACUAUUUUUAUCAACUAGAAAUGAAAAAUUCUUUGUGUAAUAUUCAAGAAAACAGCAUUACUAAUCAACCGAUAAAUUUGACAGUAUUAUCUGUAGAAAUUAAAGGAUUGUUAAAUCGGUUUGUACUAUCCAAAGAUCAACGUUUAAUACCUGAAAUUAAACGUCUUUGCCAAAUGUAUUUAAUGAGUUCAGCCUUUAUUAAACCGGUUAAAUAUUUGCGAACGGAACAGGAUGAAAUGAAGGAAGUAAAUUUAGCUAAUUUUACGCCGUUGUUGACUUUUUAUAUGAACUAUUUGUUGGUAAAUGCUUCAAGAAAUACCAUUUCAAACUUAGGCAACUUCCGAGAAUUAUUAAAGCAGCAUAAUCUUCUGAAACGUUUGCUGUGGAACAACGUGUCACAACUUUCCUCAAAUAGUUACAACUAUAUUGAACUGGAGUCCCGUUACGUUCAAAUCAGAUUCAAAGCAUUUAUUAGGGAAUUCAACGAAUCCUUAAACGGUAAAAACUGUGACAAUUUCUCACAAAAUAUUGAAGAUGUUCAAGCAGCACUCACCAAAAUACAGACCGAAGUAGGAAGUCGUAAAAGUGUCCAAUAUAUUAUUAAUAAAAUCGAUUACUGCAAUGAAAGAUUGGUGGCAUUUAAUAAUGAAACAAACCUGAACAACAAAUUGUUACUUCUUUCUGAUUUAUUUAUGAAUCUAAACUAUAUUGAGGCUAUAUUCAAUUCGAAUUUGUCUCUAAUCGAUCCUUUGGCCAAGAAGGCAUUAAAAAAGAAGUACUGUUUGCAGUCUAUUAGGCAGUUUGAAGAUAUGAAAACGGCCUUUGAGUUACAAAGCCAAGCAUUUAUAGAAGGUUCUGAACUGCAUAGUUACAUCAAACCAGUGAAUGCUUUACUAAAAAGAUUGAAAAACAAAAAUGAAGAGCUUGGAAAAUACGUCGCAGUAAGAUCAAAGACUGUAUUGUAUGAAACAAUGCUAAAACUUGUAAACCAUUCAUUUUCUACAAUUAUGUCUUUGGACUACGUGGAAACCGUAAUGAAGGAUCUAAAUGGCAGCAUUCAGUCACUAAUCCGUAGUCAUGAAACCGUCGAUUUAAAACAGUGUUCCAAGAUAUUAUCCCAGUAUGAGUCGUCUAUAAUAAGCUAUGAAAAUCUGUUUUAUGAGUGGGCAAACUUCAGAAGCACAUACCCGGAUAUAAUGGAGCCGUUACUCAGUAAUUUAGUUGAGUUUUUAUAUGGUCUAAAACUUAAGGUAGCUCUCUUGAGAAGGACCUUAAUGGAGUACGAGAACUCGACGAGGAAUGUAAAUGUCCAACAAACUUUACAGAAUCUUGUGAUAAUGCCGCACUUGAAUGAAAAUCAGCGAAGCUACGAGGAGCAUAUAGAAAACUAUAACACCACCAUAUUUAAAAAUUUCGUGCAUCUUAAAUUUCAGGACGAUAAACACGUUGUCGAAGAAGAGAAGUUUAGAAUUUUAAAAUGUGGUAUUCAUGAUACUUUCAAUAACUGCAUAAUUGAUGUAAAGACAUUAAAUAUUUUAACCAAAGAAUCGUUCUUACGUUUCCACGAAAUGAUUAACUUGUUUGUUAUAUCAUGUAAUAAAGAACAAGAAGAGAAAGAACAGAUGCAAAAAGAAGCCGAAAGCUUGUAUAAAAUUAAAACGAAAUGUGACGAUAAGACUGAAGAGGAGCAAAUUGAAGAUGAACUGAGGGAAUUAUUCCCCAAUCAUCAUGAUUCCGAUUUCCUGGACUUCCAAAAGAAAGACUUGGGCGAUGAUCCUAUAGUGAAGACUGAAGAAUCAAACUUUGGAAAUAUAAUGACAGACGAAAACUUAAAAUAUGCUAUGAAUUUGCAUAAAGCUCUUGUAUUAAAUUUCACAAAGUCGGAGUGGUUGAAUCCAAAACCAGAUAAAUAUAUUAAUUUUGAUUUCGUUCAUCCUUUGAUAGAAAAAUUCAAGUUAUUCAAAAAGUUAUUGGAUAAAUCUAUUGCAUGUUUAGACUUCAACCUUGACAACAAAUUAAUUGGAAGUCUGAGUAUUUUGUUAGAUGUUGUCCAAAAAUAUGGAGUUACAGCCCAUUUGUGUGAACAAAAAACUCCCACAAAACUUUUACACAAGUCUUCCAAUGAUUUUUAUAAAGAUCCAAACGUGGAGGAAGUUAAAUCUUGUUACCAUAUUUUAGAAGAACUCAAAAUUCGAGUUAAUCAACUUUUGGAUGAAUGGCCUGAACAACCUACAUUGAAAUCUAUUAUUACUGUAAUUGAAAGAAUUUAUAGUUUUGAUAUAACAAGCCCCAUAUCAAGGUUUUUAACAGGUUUUGAAAUACUCUUGAAUAAAUGUAAUGAAUGGGAAGAAGUGGCCCAUUCAGGAGUGACAUUGAGUCAAUAUUCCCAAGCUAUUACCCAACAAGUAAUCACUUGGAGAAAACUUGAGCUUAGUAUGUGGAAAGAUUUAUUAAACAAAACCUAUGAGAAAAUGACUGAUCCUAUUGCCAAAUGGUGGCUGUACAUGUACAACAUAAUGGAGCAAUUUAUAAUGGAUAAGAAAAUCACGACAGUAGAAUUGAUUGGAACUUUACAAUCAUUCAUGACAAAGUCCAGUUUGGCAGAAUUCCACUCUAGGCUUGAACUACUAUAUAUUUUCCAAUGCCAUGCAGUAUAUUUGGAAAAUACAAAACACACUGAAAAGUUUAUUAGUAUUCUGUGGAAUUUACAUUGUUAUUAUAAACAAUUCAGUACUGUUGUCACACAUAAGAUAAAAGAUCUUAGGGCUCCAAUUGAGAAAAAAUUGAAGGAUUAUGUAAAGAUUGUGAGAUGGAAAGAUAUAAACUAUUGGGCUAUCAAAGAAACUAUAGAAAAGUCUCACAGGACUUUACAUAAAUUUAUAAGGGAAUACAAAGAAGUUCUUUCACAACCAGUGUGUACCUAUCUAGUAAACACUACUACUGGAAAUACAUUUGAGUUUGUUGGAAUAUGGGACAGACCACAGAGGCAAAAUCCUUCAAAAUAUCAUUAUACUUUGGAUGUUGAUUCGUACAUUGCGAAGCAUUCACUUACUAAGAAAAUUUCUGAGACAUCUGUUACAACAGAAGAAGGAAUUCUGAGUAAAAUUGACUCAUAUUUCCUUAAAUCUAGAAAGCUCUGUAAAGAAACAAUCGUGGCUACAAAGUACCCUGUUCUGAUCCAAAAUUUGAACAGUUUCGUAACCGAUGUAAUAGACCGAAGUACGCAUUUGCAAAAUUUGGAAGUUGACACAACAUUACCAAAGGGCAAACAAAAAUCACAAGCCAAAAACAUACUCCAACAAAAGCAUAGAGCUUUGGCAGAUUUGUUCAAAACAUUGAGUAAAAUUGGACUUAACUUCAAGACUGGCAUUGUUGAGGCUAAACUUGAAGGACUCAGUGAUAAGUUUACCAUUAAACCCAUAGAUCUUUGUGCUAAUUUUGGUCACAUACACGUGGGAGCCAUGGAAGAAAAAGCGUUAACAAUUUGGGAUUGUUGUGAAUUAUACUAUGUAAAAUGUUUGAUGAGAACUGACGUCUUGAAUAAUGCACUAAAAAGUCCAGCCAAGGAUCUUGGUGUUCCUAAUAUGGAACGUUGUAAAGGUUUUACCGCACAUUUAUCGGCUCUAAUACAAAGACAAAAGUCAGAUAUAGUAAACACUACCCGUGUAUACUACUAUUUAAAAUAUUAUAUUAAACAAAUUACUAAUUAUUGUGAGGCAAAAGACUUUAUUCAUAUUUACAAAAUUGAGGCUGUGCAAUGUUUUUUGAAGAAUAUUAUCAUCGUUGCUAAUCAAUACAAAAUAAUUCUUAAUACGAGCCUUGACGUCAAUAUUGGCGAUGAAACUGCGGAAUAUCCCGUACUGCAGGAAAAUACAAAAUUAUUAAAUCUCCAAAAAGGUGACGAAAUGUGGUCAGAGGCUAUGAGACUUUUAAACGACAUGUUAAAUACAGCAACAAAAUUAAUAAGCGUCUUGCAAAAGCUGGUCAAUAUUGUCCCUAGUGCCGAAUAUUCUUUAGUUCAUUCCAAAUUUAUUCCCAUAAGUGAAACUGUUAAUAUAAAGUAUGAAUUGUCCCAAAUAUCAUCAUUAUUAGAAAAAUUAAUGGGUAUAUUUAAUGGCAUCACCUUAGGAAACAGUUUAUCGUGGUUGAAGGGAGAGUUAAAACUGUUAGAAAACCGUCUGGACGAAUCAGAAGCAGCAAUUGAGGAAGAAGUACAUAUUAACACGGAAGAUAUAGAAAAAUAUACUCAAAAAAUUUUAAUUGUUAUUCAAAAUAUAUUUAAAAAGUACUCAGAAACUAAAACUGAAACUGAUCCAUCAUCUGAGACACAAGAAGAAGACGAGCAACUAAUGCAAAACCAUCUCAAAUCUUUGUUAGUUGAACAGUUGUCUGAAGAUUUUGCAAUACUAGAGAUGAAGAAAAUCAUGAAAGCAACGCAUAAAAUUGCCAGUGCUGUAUUCGCAGCUUCACCUGAUCAAACGAAGAAACUGAGAGGCUUUUUACGACAGAGUGUUUUACUCCUAGAACAAACGCUUCUUCUUUAUCAGUACUUUAUCACACAACAAAUUUCUGCUUAUAGAAUUUCUUGCAAAUUAAAUUCCAUAUUAUUGAAUAUUUUCAUUGAUCUAGCUGCUAAAGGAUUUUGUGUUCCACCUGAACUUUCUGAUGAAAUGGAAGAAGGUGAAGGAAUGAGCAAACCCUCAGACGGGUUGGGACUGGGUGAAGGUCAAGGUGAAAGAGAUGUAUCUGAUAAAAUAGAGUCUGAAGAUCAACUAGACGAUGCACAACCUGCUGGGCAAGAAAAACAGAAAGAUGAGGACAAAGAUUGCAAAGAAGAAGAAAAAGGCAUUGAAAUGAGCGAAGAUUUUGACAGCAAACUCCAAGACAAGGAAAAAGCAGAAAAUGAUGAGAGUGAAAGUAACUCAGAUUCAGACGCUGAUGAACAAAUGGGUGAGACGGAAAAAGGUGCAGAUCAACUUAACGAGGAAAUUUGGGGUUCAGACAAAGAAGACGCUAAUGAAGAAAGCGGUGAUGAGGAACAGUCUGAACAAAAGGAAGAAAAAGGGGACAAGGGUGAAAAACAAGGUGAAGAUCAGAUGGGUGCAAAGGAUGACAAAUCUAAACCUCCCGAGAGUCAAGAAGAACAAUCCAACGGAGAAGAAAAUGAAAAAGAGAAGUCUAAGAAAGAAAUUAAUGAAAUGGAGGAGCCCGAAUUUGAUGAUGAACAAAACGACCCUUACCAUGGUAAACAACCUGAUCUUCCUGAACCAGAGCCAAUGGAUCUUCCAGAUGAUUUACAACUAGAUGAAGGACAAGAAAAAGACAAUGAAACCCAAGAAGAAAACCCAUUUGAUAUUGAUGCUAUGAAGGAACAACAAGUUCCUGAAGAUAACGAUAAGGAGAACUCAGAAGAGCCCGAAGAAGAAAAGAAAAAUGAUGAGGCUGAAGACUUUAGCAGUGACGAUGAAGAAAUAAACAAGAAUGACGAGAAUAAUGAUGGCGGUAAUGAAGAAACAGAAAUAAAUGACACGGAAAAAGAAAAUAAAGAAAAGGAAGAAGACAAGGGUAUGAAUGAAGGAGAAGUUGAAAAGGAAGAUGACGAAAUGAACAUGGAUGAAAAUAAAGACAAUGAGGAGAGUACAUUAGAUCAAACAGCUACAAAUCAAGAAAAUGUCGAAGCAAUGGAUGUAGAUGAGGCGGCUGCCACGGAUAAGACACAGUCAAAUCCGGCAGAAAACCAAAAAUCGAAUCAGCCCAUUGAUGAAUUGUGCCAAGAAGAAAAUCCUGACAAAGAAGGAGUAGGACAAUCUCAAAUGGAGGAGAGCAAAACCGGUCAUUCUGCUCAAACUAAUGCUCCGCAAGAGAGUUCAUCUUUAAAACGGGAGAGAGAAGAAGAGGAAAUUAAGAAGCAGAAACCUGGUGAAUCAGAUAAUAAGCGAAGUCUAGGAGAUACAAACGAACCUACAAAGAAGAAACUAAAAACAAUAGAAGCAACCGAUAAUAAACAAGAUGAAGGAGAGAAUGGCGAUGAGCAGCAAAAGGCGGAAAUGUACCAGCACAUAAUGGAUGCUGAAAAAUCAUCAACUCAAGUAUUGGAUGCUGCAACAGAUGAACAGGCUGAAGCUCAGCAAAAGGAAACUCCGAAUGUUGAAGAGGAAGAAGCUGAAGAAGCUACGGAGUCUCAAGUGGAUUUGCCAUCAGAAGAAAAGGAUAAGGACGAGGAAAUGCCGGAAGUUGUUUCUGAAAAGGCCGAAGUCUUGGAUCAAGCAAAAGACAAAAAAUCCAAGAAAAAACAACAUCCAGAAGGUGAUAUUCUGGAGGACAUGCAGGAUGUUGAUGUGGAAGGAGAAGUUGUGGAUACUUUAACAGUUCCUAGAAGUAGUGAGACUACGCAUCAUACAGAGCUGUCAUUGUUAACAGAAAUGGUAGCGGAAAGAUUAUCAAACGAAGAAAUCAACUUGUUGAGAGCAGACGUUGAGAAACAACUGUCCGCUUGGAACGAACCACCAUCCAACAAUGAGGCCCAACAAGCGUGGCAGAAGAUUUCUUCAGUUACAUCCAGUUUAGCUCAAGAUUUAUCCGAACAGCUGCGCCUCGUACUUGAACCCACUCAAGCCAGUAGAUUAAAAGGCGAUUUCAGAACUGGUAGACGAAUAAAUAUGAGAAAGGUCAUUCCGUACAUUGCGUCGCAGUUUAGAAAAGAUAAAAUUUGGCUAAGACGGACCAAACCAUCGAAAAGAGAGUAUCAAAUUGUUCUGGCAAUCGACGAUUCGUCCAGUAUGGCCGACAAUCAUUCCAAGGAAUUGGCGUUCGAAAGCGUGGCUAUGAUCUCCAGAGCCCUAACUCUACUUGAAAGUGGACAACUUUCAGUUUUGAGUUUUGGAGAGACUACAGAAGUGGUACACAAACUUUCAGACCAAUUCACUGAUAAAAGUGGAGUGAAACUUUUGCAAAAGUUUAAAUUUGACCAAAACAAAACUUGUGUGGCCAAAUUACUCGAUUUCACCACAGAAAUGUUCAACCAGUCACAAAUGCAAUCGACUGCUGUAAAUGCGAAACUGUUGGUUAUUGUCAGUGAUGGCAGAGGCGUAUUUUCGGAAGGCGAAACUGUGGUGAGACAGGCGGUUAGACGAGGACGGCUGGCCAAUAUUUUUACGGUGUUUGUUAUAAUCGAUAAUCCUCAAAACAAAAGCUCAAUUCUGGAUAUCAGGAUGCCAGUAUUUAAAGACGGAAAGCUGCAACAUAUUGUAAAUUAUAUGGACGCAUUCCCAUUUUCAUUUUAUAUUAUUUUAAAGGAUAUUAAUUCCCUGCCUAGCGUUUUAAGUGAUGCUUUAAGGCAAUGGUUUGAAAUUGUAACUAAUUUAGAUAAUCAAUAAAAUGUAUUUUCUUUUAAAUAAACCUAUUUUAAAUUA
This is a messenger RNA of Aethina tumida (small hive beetle), 15821 nucleotides long. RefSeq names its product midasin. Gene Ontology annotation, molecular function: ATP binding; ATP hydrolysis activity. The transcript has 30 exons. Gene Ontology annotation, cellular component: preribosome, large subunit precursor; nucleus. Gene Ontology annotation, biological process: rRNA processing; ribosomal large subunit assembly. The record is from RefSeq and is a predicted model, not a curated record. The coding region runs from base 102 to 15785 and encodes 5227 amino acids. Lineage: Eukaryota; Metazoa; Arthropoda; Insecta; Coleoptera; Nitidulidae.